AUGCCAGGGGCAAAUCGAGUACAUGUAGACAUAAGCCAGUACCAAGAAGACGAUGAUAAAAACUACCAUUACUAUUACACAACUCCUGACUCUACUACGGAGAGAAUAGAUGUAGUUGUGGAAUUAGAUCCUGCCGAAUUCCCUGGAUACAAAAGACUUACACAUAAACCACGAGGAUCAAAUAUAGAGAUUGGGGGAAUUGAGGAUGGUUAUGAAGCUAUGGAAGAGUUUAUGGGCUUAGUUCCCGGCUGUCAUAGUAUCUCCGUUUAUUACUGGAUGGGUGGAGUUAUGAGUUUCAGCCCACUCAUUAUCCAGCUCAACGCUAUAACCAAUGAAUACUACAAAUUCAAUGACAGUACCAGGAGGUGGGACAAAACAAAGAGUACUGAGAUUGCAAAGGAUCUUAUAACGGAGCUAGAUAAACAAAACUGUAAGCGCAAUACGGCUCACGUUGUAGACAUUUCAAGGAAGGAUGAUAUUAGUUACCGUUGCUAUGCUUGUAACAGGAAGAUUACUAUUAAUCUAAAAAAUCCAGGCAACUCUGACCCAAAAUACAGGAAAGACAUCCAAAGAGUGACAGAUGGUGACUAUAUAGGAAGGCUAAAGAACGGCAAAGGUAACAUCGACAAUAUUAUUAUGAAGGAAGAAGUAUCGGAACUUUACAUUUACGGGUACCCUCUUGAAGAAACAAAACCUCUUUUGCUAUACAUACCACCUGGAGAUUAUGGAGCAUCAUCCUUAAAUUCUGGUCGUUGGUUCAAAAGGGCAUCUUCCACUGGUAACAAAUGGGAACAACUUGACAGGAAUGAGCCAGACGGUCAUGAAAACAAUGAAGGAAUCCUAUCUCUCCUUCAACAACUCUCAAAAGAGAGUCAAUAUUUUGAUCCUUCAGAGGAAGAGUUUGAGUAUUAUAGAUCUGGUGUGGUAGCAGUUGGCGCAGUGGCCGCAAUAGCAAUUGUAGUAUUGGUAGGAUCGUCUAUUUUGGGUUUUAUCGGAUGCAAAUUAACUCCCGUAACGAGGAAUUGUCCAGUUAGUCUACACCUUCGUCUAUAA
Molecule: messenger RNA, 1053 nt
Organism: Theileria equi strain WA
Lineage: Eukaryota; Apicomplexa; Aconoidasida; Piroplasmida; Theileriidae
Exons: 1
Coding region: 1-1053 (350 amino acids)
Source: RefSeq, a predicted model, not a curated record